AAUAUUAUGUGCAACAAAAUAUGGGAAAAAGAGAUGCAAACCUCUGGUGGACGUUUGUGACCUCUGUCUGCAACCUUAUUUUGUUGAGGACUCCCACUGUAAAUCCUGCCACAGGACUUUCGCUACAAAUAAUGGAUUUAGUUCUACCAAGCAUGCAUUUCAUUGUGGAGACAAGUUACCCAAAAAUGUUCCUAUGGAAUCUUCUCUUCCCUUGCGGACAAGAUUGCUUAAGGUUCUGUUUGCUUGUAUUGAGGCAUCAGUUCUCCCCGAAGCAUUUGGAACAAUUUGGACGAAUGAUGCUAGGAAGCAUUGGGGUGUGAGGUUGAGCAAAUCAUCCUCUGUUGAGGAGCUUUUACAGAUAUUGGCCUUGUUUGAGAAAGCUCUACGGAGAGAUUUUCUAUCAUCAAACUUCUCUACAACAGACGAACUAUUGGGACUGAGCAAUAUGGGUGGUAAUGCUUCACUUACUUCCACUGAUCCUGAAUUGGUAGCUGUACUUCCAUGGGUUCCACAAACUACUGCAGCAGUGUCUCUCAGGCUUCUUGAGAUUGAUUCAUCUAUCAAUUAUGUACAUCUUGAGAUACCUGAGCCAUGCAAAGAGAAAGAAGCGAAAGAGUACAUCCAGAAGCUUCCUUCAAGAUAUACGUCCUUCAAAUGCAAUAGAGAGGUUGAACCAGCAGAGUUAGGGCAUGGUGAAUUCAUUAAAGAUAAAUCUGCUUCAAAGAAAAUUGUUCGAAGUGGUAAUAAACGUGGACGAGGGUCUAAUGAUCAAGGACGGGGUAAAAAGAUGUCUAAAAGAAUGUACAGUUCCAAACGAGAUACUGGCCGCCGAAAUGUAAAGGUCAAUGAGAAUCUAAGUGACAAGCUAAAACAGCAGGGACGAGUACUACAAGGAUCAGCUGGUGGUCGUGGUCGCCGAACGGUAAGGAAACGGAGAGUGGAAAAGAGAGCUGUUGAAGAUUUGUUGCUGGGCCAUACCGCAGUGAGCCAUAGCCCCAAUAUUGACAGAGAACCAUUGAGAAGAUUUGAUGAGGAGUGGGAUGGUGAAAGGGCAAGUCCCAUGACUCCCGUCCACAUUGAAAUUGAUGACAAUAGCAACAGUGCUGAAGAGGUGGAAUCUGAUGACAACGGCCAAGCAGUAGAAUAUGAUCAAGGUAACUGGGAGGUGGGUUAUAAUGGCAUUCCCGCCAACAGUUGGGGUAGGGACUUUGCUGGAAUGAGUGAUGAAGAUGCGGAUGCUUUUGAAGAUGACAAUGACAACAACAAUGACAUCGGCAUUGAAGAGAACGAAGAAGAGGAUUCGGAAGCAGAUGUUAUGAGUGAGGGUUCAGAUGGCAUGGCAAAUCGGGUCAUAAAUGAAGAAGGCUCAGACUCAUCUGAAUCUGAAGAUUCUUAUGAUUAGAACAUCCAUUUAGUUGAUCGAAGGAAUAUGAUUUGCAUCUCAAGGCUGUAUUACAUUUUUUCGAUAUUGCAGCUUCGCAAGAACCUGAGCUCCAAGUCAUGUUGCUUGAAGAGUUAGUAGCUGAGUAGAUUUAUAGUGGUAUAUGAUCCAUGCAGAAUGGAUCCCUGUAUUUUUAAGCAUGUUGAAGCAGAGGGCCCUGGCAGCCAGCCUCAUUUUGUUUUUGCUCUUCUGUUAUUGGCCCUUGUAAUAGGCACUCAUUGAUUAAUAAAUCUUAUUACACCUUGAUUA
Messenger RNA from Arachis duranensis, 1690 nucleotides. Its product is annotated as homeobox-DDT domain protein RLT1. The record is from RefSeq and is a predicted model, not a curated record. The coding region runs from base 194 to 1402 and encodes 402 amino acids. Gene Ontology annotation, biological process: regulation of transcription by RNA polymerase II. The transcript has 4 exons. NCBI's taxonomy places the organism in Eukaryota, Viridiplantae, Streptophyta, Magnoliopsida, Fabales, Fabaceae.